Dryobates pubescens (Downy woodpecker) is the source of this 1066-nucleotide messenger RNA. RefSeq names its product phosphopantothenoylcysteine decarboxylase (gene PPCDC). The record is from RefSeq and is a predicted model, not a curated record. Gene Ontology annotation, biological process: coenzyme A biosynthetic process. Gene Ontology annotation, molecular function: phosphopantothenoylcysteine decarboxylase activity; FMN binding. NCBI's taxonomy places the organism in Eukaryota, Metazoa, Chordata, Aves, Piciformes, Picidae. The transcript is spliced from 6 exons. Gene Ontology annotation, cellular component: phosphopantothenoylcysteine decarboxylase complex. Bases 116 to 748 code for a protein of 210 amino acids.
GCUUGCCUGGCAGCUAGGCCGCGGCCCGGCCCCUGCGGUCACCGAGGCUGGAGUUCACGGAGCUGUCUCUCUCCCGGCCGCGCUCCGUCGUGCCUCUACCGGGUUGGACUGGAGCAUGGAGGCCUUCUCCUCACCAGAACCAGGAGGUCCUGCAGGGAGGAGCUCCUCUGUGCCACAGAAAAGAUACCAUGUGCUGGUGGGUGUGACUGGAAGCGUGGCUGCUCUGAAGCUGCCUCUCCUUGUUGCUGAGCUGCUGAAAAUCCCUGGGCUCGAAGUGAAGGUGGUCACUACUGAGAGAGCAAAGCAUUUCUACAGUGCCCAGGAGAUUCCUGUCACCCUCUACAGCGAUGAAGAUGAGUGGCAGCUGUGGAGAGGCCGUUCCGACCCGGUGCUGCACAUCGAGCUGCGGCGAUGGGCUGACCUCCUGCUGGUGGCGCCGCUGGACGCCAACACGCUGGCCAAGCUCGCCAGUGGCAUCUGUGACAACCUGCUGACCUGUGUCAUCCGUGCCUGGGACCGGAGCAAACCUCUGCUCUUCUGCCCAGCCAUGAACACGGCCAUGUGGGAGCAUCCCAUCACAGCUCAGCAGGUGGAGCAGCUGAAGGCCUUUGGCUACACAGAGAUCCCCUGUGUGGUGAAAAAACUGGUGUGUGGAGAUGAAGGCCGAGGUGCCAUGGCGGAAGUGUGGACCAUCGUGGAGAGCGUGAAGAGGAUCCUUGAAGAAGGGGAUUUGCCAAGCCAGGGCUGAUGGUCUGACCUGGGAAUUGGUUGUGUGCCUCCCUGGGGAGCUGAAGCUAAACCCAUCAGGAAGCUGGGUGGAGAUGCCAUGCACACCUACAGCCUGCUCUUCAGCUGGAGGAGUGCAACAGUUCUCUUCCAGCUGGUGCCAAGCUGAAAUGUGGUCCAGCACUGCAGACUUGCUGAAACCAAAGCCAAGAAAGUGCUGCUUUAGUGUGGGAAAACUCUGGGGUGUCUCACAGAGACUGAGGAACACUGCCCUGGGGCACAGCCCCCAGGAUUUCCCAGGUGCUCCUCUCUGAGGAGGCUGCAGAAGGACUUGCCAGUG